Tripterygium wilfordii is the source of this 683-nucleotide messenger RNA. Its product is annotated as signal recognition particle 14 kDa protein-like. The transcript has 4 exons. Lineage: Eukaryota; Viridiplantae; Streptophyta; Magnoliopsida; Celastrales; Celastraceae. Gene Ontology annotation, molecular function: 7S RNA binding; endoplasmic reticulum signal sequence receptor activity. Gene Ontology annotation, biological process: SRP-dependent cotranslational protein targeting to membrane. Bases 142 to 504 code for a protein of 120 amino acids. The record is from RefSeq and is a predicted model, not a curated record. Gene Ontology annotation, cellular component: signal recognition particle, endoplasmic reticulum targeting.
UGCCUGAGUCACCAUUAUUCAGCGUAGCGCAUCUUCCUCUUCUCUGUCCAGCAGUUUGUGUACGCUCCUUCGCGAUUUGAAGCAGAGAGAAAGAGAGGGAGAGUUGCUAGGGUUUUCGAUCGAUCAAAGGCUUCUUUAGUCAUGGUUCUCCUACAGCCAGACCCUUUUCUGAAUGAACUCACAAGCAUGUUUGAACGCAGCACUGAGAAAGGCUCUGUUUGGGUCACACUUAAACGAUCAUCAUUGAAGUCCAAAGUAAAAAGGAAUAAAACGGCAACUGCUGGUGAGCCCAUUGAGUAUAGGUGUCUUGUCCGUGCUACUGAUGGCAAGAAGACAAUCUCUACCUCAGUGGGAGCAAAGGACCAUCUGCGAUUUCAAUCCUCUUAUGCAACUAUUCUCAAGGCUCAUAUGACUUCUUUAAAGAAAAAGGAGAGGAAGGACAAGAAAAAGACUUUAGAUGCAGAUAAGAAAGAUGCAGCCUCUAAGAAGCCGAAGAGGGUGUAAGUGUAAACCCAUCUAGUUAGGCUGCUCUAUAAACUGGAAAGUUCCCAUCCCUCACUGAUUCCCUUUCCUGCAAAUGGAAGAUUACUGGGAUUCCCCACCUUUUUUCUUUCCCGGAAAUGUGAAAAGAUUAUUUUGAGUGUUAUAAAUUGAGCAGAGGUUGAGGAACAUGUCCUUUUUUU